AAUAACCCACACCAUGGAUAACUUAUUGGACUUUGCCUGAAAGGACUCAUUAGUUCCAUUGGAUACUUGACCAUCCUGGCCACGGGUUUUUUCAGAAUGAAUGGAAGGUCAUGCAGCAUGAGUCUCCACCGGACAUCAGGAAGCCCGCAGGGGCCUGGGAUGGUCAGUGGCCAACACAUUCCUCCCAUCCGAGCCCACUCUGGGACUCCUGGCCCCUCGUCCUGUGGCAGCACGUUGAGCUCUGCCAUCGGAAGCCUUGCUAACAGCCUGCAUCUCAAGAUGCCCUCGGGAGGAGGGCUGGCUCCUCAGAGCAGCAUGGCCGAGAGCCCCCUCCGUCUGCCCGCCUUGAGCCCCCGGAGACAAGUGCUCACCAAUGGGAAGCCACGAUUCCAGGUCACCCAGGCUGGAGGCAUGUCAGGGCCACACACUUUAAAGCCAAAGCAUCAGGAGUUUGGAAGUCCUUUUCCUCCAAAUCCUGGGAAAGGGGCUCUUGGCUUUGGGCCUCAGUGCAAGUCCAUUGGAAAAGGCAGCUGCAACAAUCUAGUGGUCACCAGCAGUCCCAUGAUGGUUCAGCGACUGGGACCCAGUUCACCUCCAGCAAGCCAGGUCUCUACAGCAUGCAACCAGAUCAGUCCUAGCUUACAGAGGGCAAUGAAUGCUGCCAACCUGAAUAUACCUCCUUCAGAUACCAGGUCCCUUACUUCUCGUGAGUCUUUGGCGUCCACGACUUUGAGUCUGACGGAAAGUCAGUCGGCCUUGAGCGUGAAACAAGAGUGGUCUCAUGGCUACAGGGCUGUCCCGUCGCUGCCCUCCAGCCACGGCUCCCAGAAUGGCAUCGAUCUAGGGGACCUCCUUAGCCUUCCUCCGGCGACAGCCAUGUCCAGCAAUAAUGUCUCUAACUCACUGCCGUCCUACCUUUUCGGCGUGGACAACAGCCACUCUCCUUACCCGAGCCCCCGGCACUCGUCGGCCAGGUCCCACUCGGCCCGCUCCAAGAAGAGAGCGCUGUCCUUGUCCCCGCUGUCCGAUGGCAUUGGGAUAGACUUCAAUACCAUCAUCCGCACCUCGCCCACGUCGCUGGUGGCCUACAUCAACGGGUCGAGGGCUUCCCCGGCCAACGUGUCCCCGCAGCCCGAGGUCUACGGGCACUUCCUCGGCGUGCGCGGAAGCUGCAUCCCCUCGCCGUGCUCGGGGCCCAGCGGCCAGAAGGGCGUGCGGGGGGCGGGCGGGGGCGGGGGCCCUGCGCCCCCGGCCUACGGCGAGGACGGCGCGCUGGAGUACGAGCGCAUGCAGCAGCUGGAGCACGGGGGCCCGCAGCCCGGCCUGGUCGCCAACACGGUGGUGCAGCACGGCCUGCCCGACCCCGACGGCCAGCCGGCCGGCCUGCUCAAGACCGAGCGCCUGGACGACUUCCCGGGGGGCGCCCUGGACCUGCCCCCCGCGGCCCCGCUGCCCCCGCUGCCGACGGCCCCCCAGGGCCCCCCGCCCCCCUACCACGCCCACCCACACCUGCACCACCCAGAGCUGGGCCCCCGCGCCCCGCCGCUGGCCCUGCCGCGGGCCGCGCUGGACGAGGACGGCGACGUGGAAGACGCGGGGGGCAAACACUGCUGUCGCUGGAUCGACUGCAGCGCCCUGUACGAGCAGCAGGAGGAACUUGUGCGCCACAUCGAGAAGGUUCACAUCGACCAGCGCAAAGGGGAAGACUUCACUUGCUUCUGGGCCGGCUGUCCUCGCAGGUACAAGCCGUUCAACGCCCGGUACAAACUGCUGAUUCACAUGCGAGUCCACUCCGGGGAGAAGCCCAACAAGUGCACGUUUGAAGGUUGCAAGAAGGCCUUUUCAAGGCUUGAGAAUCUCAAGAUUCACUUGCGGAGCCACACAGGCGAGAAGCCCUAUUUGUGCCAGCACCCAGGCUGCGAGAAGGCGUUCAGUAACUCCAGUGACCGGGCCAAGCACCAGAGGACACAUCUGGACACUGUUUCCUCUGAAACAUUCCCAGUCCUUUCUGGACUUUUCUGCAGCUUCUUUAUACCCGAACUCUUAGAGAAUGUGUGUUUCCUAGUUUCUGACAAUACCAGAGGUUGUUUUCAGGGGAACAGAACUAAACCUUAUGCUUGUCAAAUUCCAGGAUGCUCCAAACGCUACACAGACCCAAGCUCCCUCAGAAAGCACGUGAAGGCACAUUCUUCCAAAGAUCAACAAGCGAGAAAAAAGUUGCGGUCCAGCACAGAGCUACAUCCCGACCUGCUCACGGAUUGCCUCACCGUGCAGCCCCUGCCCUCGGCCACUUCCCCGCGAGAUGCCGCUGCUGACAGUGCGGUGGGACGCUCCCCGGGGCCCGGGCCUGACCUCUAUCCAGCCUCCGUCUUCUCCAGCAGUCACUCGAGCCGAAGCGGAGCCCCGCACACUGUCGGUCACCCUUCUCCGGGACACAGCGUGCAGGGGAGCCCCCACCACCCCGCCCCCCAGCUACCCCCGCUCGCGGCCGUGGACGCGGGAGCCGACAGGUUUGUACCUUCUGCCCCGUCCCCUCACAUCAGCCCCCGGAGGGUUCCAGCUGCUUCUUCGGUCAUGCAGAGGACGCAGCCCCCCCACCCCCAGCAGCCAGCGGGCGCGUCGCACCUGAAGUCUUACCAGCCAGAAACAAAUGCUUCCUUUCAACCAAAUGGAAUCCAUGUUCAUGGAUUUUAUGGGCAGCUCCAGACCUUCUGCCCCCCACAGUACCCGGACCCCCAGAGAGCCGUGCUGCCCAGCAGCUCGUGCAGUGUGGUGCCUUCCUUCGAGGACUGCCUGGCCCCCACGCCCAUGGGGCAGGCUGGCUUUGACGUGUUCCACAGGGCCUUCUCGGCUCACUCGGGCAUUGCAGUGUAUGAUUUGCCGUCGGGGUCCCCCGGCCUCUUCGGGGACUCUGUGCGUGGCGGGCCUGAAGACGCCACGUUCUUGCAGAUCAGCGCUGUGGACCGCUGUCCUAGCCAGCUCUCCUCUGUCUAUACCGAAGGCUAAAAGCUCCCCUGGCCUCCACUACCGCUGGCAUCCGGAACCUUUUCGUCGCUCGCCACCUUGUACUCUCACACCCUCACUGACUGCAUGAAGAGGAUGCCAGCUGCUUCCGUGGAACCUGCAAAGUCCCAGGCGUGUCUCUGGAAGGCGGGACUGGUCAGGGCCGGCCUUCCCAGGGCUGCGUGCGGUUGCUGCUCUUCCUGGAUUUGCUGGUGGCCCACAGGACUGUCUCUUCAAAGGGAAUUUAGAGUCACUCUACCGGACACCUGUUCCUUCCAGCUGUCCACUCUCAAAGGACACCAGUGAAAUGACGCACAUGUCAAAGUGUAGUUCGGGGACCACCCUCGCACAGAACUCCAAGUAGGGAAGGAAAACCCAAGUUGCCAGAAGCACAGAGAACUGCCUCGCCCCGUACGCAUCCCUCCCACUGGCUCCGGCAGGACCUGAUGAGGGAAAUCUGCAUCCAAAGCACCGCUUGGGCUCAGCCCGUGGAGGAGCCCCCCCCCCCCAUCCUGGCACUGCACCGGCCUGGCACCCCGGCGAGCUGGUGCCUCUCUGCUCUUCCCGUCCCCGUGCUAACCAGUCGCUUUUCAGUAUUUGUCCAGAAGCAAAAUGAGGUUCUAUCAAGCACAGUCCCUUAAAAGGCACUAGAACCUGUUUUAUAUUCCAGCAACUUAUCUUAGUUCUUUUACGCUAAAGACUUGUUAUUUACAUCUACUUUUAAAGGAAGAAAAAUAUUUAGAGGUCUGUUCUUUGGAUGGAAAUAGUUAUCUUAAUCACCCCAGCUACAUCCAUUUUUGCCACAGCCCGUGGCCCCACCUGGUCCCACCUCGCAGCGCCUGGGAGCCCCCCCCCCCGCCCCCCAGAGUCGUAGUUUUGCAUUGAGCGAAAGGCACCGGCGGGAAGUGGGUGGGCCCGACCCCUUCCCAGUGCCGUAGCAGAAACCCUGGUGGGCUGACUGCGUGAGGCGACUCCACCUCGAAGACCUUGUUCGGUGGAAAAGAUCACUUGACUCGUUGACCCUUCGCCUCCGCUCGGGGAAUGCCGCGCCCAGGUCGUGCUAGAAGAUGUAGAACAGGGACACGCCGAGUUGAGACCCUGGGCUCUCUCAAAAAACCACACGAGAGGUGCCUGAUGUCCAGUUACUUCGCACAGCCUCUGCUCGCCUCCGUUAGGAUGUCCGCUCAUCCGUCUGUCCCUCCCCCGUACUCUCCUCUCCCUCCUCGCUCUUGUCACCUUCUCUGUUCCCGCUCGCCCACCGCCACUGCCUGAGCACCCUUGGCAAGGUCUUCCCAGGGAGCAGGUAGAGGGAAGGCUGGGGCAGCAGAUGUUCGCUUCUUUCCUGUAACUCUAGCCUGGAAUUUCCACAGAGCUCUUGGUCAUCUGAUAGCAAACCUGAAUAGGAAGCCACUUUCCGUGAUGCGUUUACAAAGCUAUUCAAAAAGAUCUGAAGUCGUGCGCGUAAGGCCAUAAAAAUUAGCCACAGCGCAGAGACCCCUGGUAAACUCUGGCGUUCCAGAACUAUCGCGUUUCAACAGUUUCUUUUCUCUGUCCUGAAGAAUGGGUUCUGAACACAAAUGAAACAAUGUGGUUUGUCCAACUGGGAUCGUUACGGUCUUCGAGAAGGGUUAACCAGCUGGGUGUCCCGGGACAGUUUGUAUCCAGACAGACAGGUCCUUCCAGUCGGGCUCGGCAGUCGCUCACGUGCUGCUUGACGCCGACCGGAUCCCAACACGUCACGGAGAGAGGGGACUAAAGAGCCGCGUGGGGGGUCCGCUUUUACGGUGGGCAAGGUCCGCCGACCGCUGAGCUCCGAUCUGAGAAAGGCCAGGCCCGCGAGAGGGCCGAGUUACCCACUUGACAAAGAUCUGCGCUGCUUUCCGAAAGGCUUCCCUUCCAGAUGAGCCCUCGGGCCUCCCCCCUGCAGACUUUGUGGGUUAGGUCACUUGGCCUAAAGGAGGACACGAGCGUGCUACCUGCCAUCCCUUGCGUGUCCUUUGUCACACUCUGCAAAGGAAGGUAGAGAUCCGGUGUCUUUAGGGAGGCAGCGCGGCCAUUCUCGAACGCUGAGGCCUGCGUGGGGAACUCAGAACGUUCUUCAUGUGUGAGAUGAGGGAGGGAGAAGCUGACAAAAAGCAGGGUUAAUGCAGUGAUGCCUCCGUGCCUCGCGGCUUUUACACGAUUUACAGGGAGGGAGGGAAGGAAGGCGAAGCCAGAGGCUGAACCUCACAAACCCCUGGGUGUCAUCGUCCUCUUUGCCUGGGGGACAUGCCCCUGUGCCUGCCUCUGGUGUUAGCCCGGCCUCAUGGUGGCCCUGUCCCGCUGCUUGUGGGGGGAGGGGACAGCAGCAGCACCUCAGGGCCUCCUCCCUCAGCAGGGACGGAAACCAGUCCCUCCCCCACCCCCCCACCAAGGGACUUUGGUGUUAGCAGAGGGAGCGCACGGGAAGCAGAGUCGAGUGCGACCUGACCUGCAAGGUCAGCUGCCCCCUCACAUACCCGUCAAGCGUAUCCCAGGGGCUGCAUGUUGGAGUCGGGGCCUCAGGGCACGACACAUUCGGGUUCCUUAUAGACGGCACAGGCUGUCCUUAGAGUCCAGAGUCUCCCCUGACCUUAAAAUCUGCCCCUUGCUUGCUUCCAGUGUCGUGCCAGAUUUAUAUCUGCAUUCAUCAUCAUGUCUGUAGCAGUGAAGGUAGAAACUUCGAGAAACUCACUCCCUUCCAUUUCCUGGCCUUUUUAGUCUCGAUAUUGUAACCAUUUUCAUCAACAUCUGAGCAGAGAUUGUCAUUCCCCUGUUUUGAAAAAAACUGGUGAAAUACACACAGCGCAAAGCCAAUUAUCCUAUUACAUUAAAAAAAAAAAUCAGUCUGCUUAGAGACAUUUCAUUUGCUGCAUUGUCUUAAUUCCCUAAAGGGACCAUUUCAAAAUGUCAGUUGUAAUUUAGCCUCUGAUCGGCCGUUAAAUAUUAUUUAAGUAUUUGCUGGUCCUGUGGGGUGUCUCCCUUUAACCAUGUCUCCCCCAAAUUGCACAGGUGACUCGAAGUGGACGGAAGGCCUUCAGGGGACCCCCUGAUAGAACAGGGGUGGUGUGGUUCUGUCCUGUUUCACUUACCAGCUGUCGAGCACAUUAGUGUACUAGAGCAGAGGUAAACGUUCAACUCCCCGGUCUGUCCCAGAACCUGGACUUUCCAGUUGUCUUGAAGUAUUGGGAAUAGUGACUGUAAAUGUCCAAUUCAAUUAUUUGCUAUUUUAUUUGUCUGUUUUGACCAUGUCAUUUUAUAGCAGCAUUUUUAAUGGCACUUUUUGUUGGUGGUGUGGAAUUUCUGCGGUUACCUUUUUUUUUUUUUUUUUUUUUUUUUUUGCAAUGGAUAAAGCAAAAAAAAAAGAAGAAGAAGAAGAAGAAGAAAAGAUUUAUUUUGUACAGACAGCAGAACAUCCUGUGUAAUGUUGCUGACAUAAAGCACUUUGGGGGGGGGGGAGUGGAAAUCUGUUUUCCAUAAAUCACACAGACUCUUGUACAUAGUUAUAUACACUCACGUAGAGAAAUGAACUGCGUAUAUCAUACUGGAUAUGGGGCCGAUUUUACUUUAGGGGCACACAUCUGGUGCUUAUUGUCAUAAAUCUUUUAAAGAAUUAGGUACACUUUUUUUCUAUUAAUAUGUAUAGUUUUGUGAUUUGUCACAGUUAUGUUUCGUAUAAUCAUAAGUUAUUUUGUCUUGUUUCAUGAAGUCCUUUUUUUUUUUUUUUUUUUAUGUCAAAAGUAAAAUGAAGGGAUUGUGCACUUGGUACAGAAUAAAACUGGAAAUAGGACGCCCACCUGCCUGAAAUCUGCCUUCGGCAUGCCCUUUCAAAACACAAUGGCAACAACCAUUUUGUUUGUUUGUUUGUUUUAUUGUUUUGUUUUGCCGUAAGCCUCCUUCCUUUAUGGGGAUGGUAAUUAUAAUUAAAAGCAGAUGGGGGUGGGGGAGGGCCGGUCCAAGGCCGGCUUUAAAAUGCCGCAUUGCUUUGGCCCAGAGCUGCAGCCUGGAUUUAAUUAUAGAUAUGAGGACGAAAUGGCAGUAAAAAUGAAUGUGUCCCUGAAUCCUUCACAUGUUGGGAGUGUCCAUAAAUAAAACAUGAAGUUUUAUUUCAUCAGAUUUAAUUAAAGCUUUUAUACAUGUUU
Messenger RNA from Leopardus geoffroyi (Geoffroy's cat), 7163 nucleotides. RefSeq names its product GLIS family zinc finger 3 (gene GLIS3). NCBI's taxonomy places the organism in Eukaryota, Metazoa, Chordata, Mammalia, Carnivora, Felidae. The transcript is spliced from 11 exons. The record is from RefSeq and is a predicted model, not a curated record. Gene Ontology annotation, molecular function: DNA-binding transcription factor activity, RNA polymerase II-specific; RNA polymerase II cis-regulatory region sequence-specific DNA binding. Bases 97 to 3006 code for a protein of 969 amino acids. Gene Ontology annotation, cellular component: nucleus. Gene Ontology annotation, biological process: regulation of transcription by RNA polymerase II.